GUCCAUGUAACUUAUGUAUGUAUGUUGUAGUUCUUUCAUUCAUAAAAUUGCAAACAUAUUUGAGGUUAGGUUAAAGCGUUUUAAGUUGGUGACGCAGCUCUUUCCGGUCGCCGACACCGCCACCGGGGCGAGAACGUUGGGCGAGAUCGCUAGCGCCCCACCAGCCAAGCGCCGCCAUGUCGUACAUGCUGCAGCACCUCCACAACGGCUGGCAAGUCGACCAGGCCAUCCUGUCCGAAGAAGACCGCGUAGUAGUCAUCCGUUUCGGCCACGACUGGGAUCCGACGUCGAUGAAGAUGGACGAGGUCUUAUACAGCAUCGCCGAGAAGGUGAAGAACUUUGCCGUCAUCUACCUCGUCGAUGUCACCGAGGUGCCCGACUUCAACAAGAUGUACGAGCUGUACGACCCGUGCACCGUGAUGUUUUUCUACCGCAACAAGCACAUGAUGAUCGACCUCGGCACUGGCAACAACAACAAGAUCAACUGGGCGCUCGAGGACAAGCAGGAGAUGGUUGACAUUGUCGAGACGGUGUACCGCGGAGCGCGCAAGGGUCGCGGUCUUGUCGUCUCGCCGAAGGACUACUCGACCAAGUAUCGCUACUAGGUACUGUCGAUAUUCGCGAGAC
Priapulus caudatus is the source of this 627-nucleotide messenger RNA. Its product is annotated as thioredoxin-like protein 4A. The record is from RefSeq and is a predicted model, not a curated record. Gene Ontology annotation, cellular component: U4/U6 x U5 tri-snRNP complex; spliceosomal complex; U5 snRNP. The transcript is spliced from 2 exons. The coding region runs from base 177 to 605 and encodes 142 amino acids. Lineage: Eukaryota; Metazoa; Priapulida; Priapulimorpha; Priapulimorphida; Priapulidae. Gene Ontology annotation, biological process: mRNA splicing, via spliceosome.